AAUCAAUAUUAAAAUAUAAUAAUAAAUAAACAAGAUUUCAUGAAAAAUAUUAUUUUAGACAUAUUUAGUGACAUUCAGUACCCAAAGGGUGGUAUACCUGUUUGUACGCUGUCAGUUGCUAAAAACGUCUUAGGUUAUAUCAGAAUUCGUAUGGUGUCAUAUAAAAGCAUUUUUAUAAAGAAAAUAAUACUCUGGGAGAAUUCACGUUUAAAGUUUAUUUAGAUAUCAUUGAUCUUAUUAAAAUGAAUAAGUAUAUACAUUUAGCGACUGUAGGAACAAGCUAUGCUAAUCGUAUGAAUCGUUUGAGCAAUCGUAUUUUUGGCGAAGUCGUUAGACCAACAAAUACCAAAUCACUUAAAAUAGUAAAGCUUUUUAGCGAAAAGCCUAUUCAUAAACGACCAGAAAUUGUCGAUUAUUAUCCUCCACAUAAAAAUAUACAGAAAUUAAUGUUACAUCUACGUGAUUAUGGUCUUUUCAGAGAUGAACAUCAAGAUUUUAAAGAAGAAUACGAUCGUUUAAGAGAAUUACGUGGCAAAAAGAAAUGGAUACCACCGCCUUUCAGAAAAUAAAACUUUUUCAGCUAUUACUGUAAACUAUAAAAAAUAACUGAAAUAAAAUUAGUAUUUAUUAUUAAAAUAAAUAUAAAAAUAUAUAUUAUUUAUAUAUCUCUCUAUUAAAACAAUUAUAUCUAUAACUCAAUUAAAUAUUUCUUAAGAUAUCUGUUGUUUGAACUAUACCAGUAAAACCAUCUUAAAUUCUAAAACGACAGAUAAUCACAGUUUAUUUUGUAAUAUAAAAAUGAUUAUACUUAUUUACAUUUAAAUCAGUUAUGAUACAUGGCACUCUUUGAAUAUUUGUUAUUCAAUAUAUCCAUUUAUGGAUU
This is a messenger RNA of Vespa velutina, 883 nucleotides long. It is a transcript of the gene mRpS33, whose product is annotated as 28S ribosomal protein S33, mitochondrial. The record is from RefSeq and is a predicted model, not a curated record. NCBI's taxonomy places the organism in Eukaryota, Metazoa, Arthropoda, Insecta, Hymenoptera, Vespidae. Gene Ontology annotation, cellular component: mitochondrion. The transcript is spliced from 2 exons. Bases 243 to 569 code for a protein of 108 amino acids.